AUGCCAAUUUCAGUUAAAGAAUAAGAGAAAAAAUAAUAAGAGAAAAAAGAAUAAUAGUAGGAAGUAGCAGUAAGUAUUUGUGCCUAAUUGUAGCCUGUUAAUCCUUCAAAAGAUAAUGAAGACAUAAAACCUCGCAAAGAAUAACAAGUCUUAUCUUCUUUAUUAAGGUAUUGUAAAUCUCGUCCUGACCCUGAACUAGUUUGGGAGCCUCAUCAAAAUAAAUAAUUGAUGAGCGAAUUCUAAGAGUUAAUAGAAAAUCGUUUUAAAGAGGUUAAGAGAAGUUCAAGCAUUUAUAAAUACAAUGCUAAAAUAGGAUUUUAGGCCUUUAUAUAUCUCUUAAAUAUUCUUGAACUUAUCUUUACAUUAAGUUAUGGUUCAUAUAAUGAAAUCACUAAUGAUAAUACAUACUAUGAGACAUGUUAUAAUUUAUCAAUAAUUUUAUGUGUUUUACUUCACAGUGGAACCUGGAUGUACACUUAUAAAUUUAGGGAAGUUGUUAGAGAAAGUUUUUUUGUUUAAAUUGCUUAUUAUAUAUUCUACUUGAUUAUGGGAGUAUUGAGUUAUUUUAAACUAGCUCCAUUUAUUUAUUAUAUGAAUAGAGAUUAAUCUAUUAGAUAAUUCUCAUUUAGUGAAAUUAAUAAAUAUUUGUAGUUAAGUGGGGAGGAUAAAUUUAGAAAUCCAUGUAGACUUUUUAAAGAAAGAACUAAACCUGUUAAUAUCUUUAGGGAUUUAAUAUUUCAUAGAGUAGCUCUUGUUUCCAUGAUUAUUACAAUGACAAUUUAAACAAUUCCUUAACUUUUUAUAUAAGGCUUUUAUAACACUUAAAAAGAAUCAUGGGAUGGAUUUAAUGUGUUUAGUUAUUUAUUUUUAAUGAGUAAUUUAAUCUAUUAUUUAUUGGAAUUAUAAUUUAUUGUAUUCACUACAACUUAUAGAUAAAUGUAAACAGAAUUGCAAUUUAAACUGUAGAAAAUUUUAUUAUAUUCAAUUUAAGAAACAAAACAAUUAUUUAAAUCUGAUUUAAAUUAUAUGGGAUUUGUCAAAUCAUUUUAUUUUCAUAUUGAUCCUAGUGCAUUUAGUCCUUAUUAAAAGAAAAGAUGUAUGAUUUAAAUUUUAUAUUUCUUGAUGAAAUAGAAGAAAGUGAAGAAUAUUGAAUUUCAUUAUAUUGAUUUAUAUCAUGAAGUAACAUUAUAAUAUUUAGCUAAUUGUUUUUAAUUGAUUAAAGUAGAAUCAAUCAAUCUUUUAUAUUCUAAUGAUAAUAACUUAGCAUAAAUAAAUCGUAUUUUCCGGGGUAUAAACAAUUUGAAAAUUGAAAAAUAAACUUCUUCAAAUCUUAAUACUAAAUGGGAAGCUGACAAUAUUGAUCUGAAUGCAUCAGAUGAAAAAAUAAAUGAGAUCUAAUUUAUUGAAAAUCCUAAAAUAAAUACUGGAUGGUAAGCAGUACAAAAGAAUUAAUUUAUUAAAGAUGAUUACAUUUAACUUUCUGCAGAGUAUUAAGCACUGAUUCCAAACGAUCUAAGAAGAUCAUUAAACGUCAAUAGAGGAAUUAGUGGUCUGAUUGUUAAUUAAUUAUCAAGAAUUGAGGAUAAUUAACAAAAUUUAUUAGUAUAAAUAGAAACAAAUGAAUAAAUAAUUAUUGAUGCAAAAAAUUAAAUUGACAGUAUAACGAAAAGAGAUCUAUAUGCAUAAUCAGUUGGAAAUAUUUAAUUUUUGUUAAAAUUGUACGAUUAUUAUGAAGUUUGGAGCAAAUUGAAUUAAUAUUAAGCAACUAUUCAAACUUUUUGGUCGGUGCUGAAUGGGUCCUUAUAAAUUGUUUCUUUAAUUUAUUUGAAUAAUGAACCUAAUAUGUUUAUAUCUGCAUUAAUAGCCUUAACUGCAAUCAAUCCAAUAUUAUAGAUGUUAUCAUUUGCAGUAUUUUAAUAGCGUGUUUUUAAAAAUUUUUCACCUUUAAGAUAACUGUCUUAUAUUCUUUUAUUUGCAAUAUUUAACUUUUUAAAGAUUUGGGAUAUCGUUAUGAUUUGUUUAUUUUUAGCAGUAAAGAGAUUCUCUGAAGAUGUAAAGAGAAACUUUAGUGGUUAAGGAUACUUAAAGUUCAAGAGUUAUGCCUCAAAAUUUUCAGGUAGUAUAGCUACUUCAGUAUUUUAGAAUGAAACAGUUUAAACUGAUCCUAAUGAUAUUAAAUAAAUAUAAAAUUAGCCAUUUUAUGAGGCUGUAAUGUGGAGAACAAAUGUUGAAGAAGCUUUGAAUAAAAUUCCUUAGUUCUUUGUAUAUAUUUUAUCUUUAGCAUCUACUCAAUUAGAUGGUAUUUGGGUAUUUUCUUUUGGUCAACAAAUAAAAGAAGGUAUAUUUGCAGUAAAAGAUUUAUUAGAAGUUGUUAUUAAAGACUAUUUUAUUCCAGCUUUAAUUUUAAGUACAGUUUCAGUGGAUUAAUUUUUUUAAUCUAUGUUGUAUUUGAGCUCAAUAUCAAAUUAAAUACUAUUGGAAUAUCCUAAAUCUUUUUAAAUUGUGUCAAAAGUAAAAUAACAAUACUUAAAAGAAAAAUUUACUUUUAAAAUUAAUGUGAAAACUUUAAAUUUUACUAAUUAUGGAGAUUUAAAAAAAUAGAAGUUAUUAGCAUAAUUUAGGUAUGUUCUAGCUUCAAUAAAUACUAUUUUAGAAAUUGAUUAAGCAUAAAGAUUGUUUUGUAUGGGAGCUGAACUAAAUGAUUUAAUAAGAUGUUUAAAAGAGAGUCCAUUGUAUUAAAUAAAGUUGAAUUAUUAUUUGGAUGAAGUAAAACCUGAACAUAUUCCUUACAUUAAUGCAUUUAUUAAAAAUUGUCCAAAAAAUUUACAAUUCUUAUAAAUCCAAGUAGAAUCUAGUAAUGUUCAAUAAAUGGAAGUCUAUGUAGAAAGAAAUAAUAUUCUAACAGCCUUUUCUUAUUCAUAUUUUUAAAUUAUACAAUAAUACAAAGAUAAAUCUGUAGUAGUUUAAUAAUAAACCUUGAUAAUAGAUGAAAAAUUUUUAAAGUUAGAUAGGUACAAUUUUGAGUAGUUUUAUUUUGAAGUUUCUGGUAAUCUUAAUUUAAGAAAUUGUCAUAAACUCUUUGAAAAUUUCGAUAAAUUGUAAGUUUUCAAGGUAUCUAUUUUCAAUAAUGCAGAAAUUCAGACUUUUGAAUUUUCUUAGAAUUUAAGAAGUAGAGCAUUGAAUAUUCUGGAUAUUACUUGUGAAAAUAUUAUAUUAAGCUUUAAGCAAUAUCCUUUUAAUAAUUUAACGUAAUUUAAGAUGAUUUUGAAAAGGUGUGAAUUUAACAAAGAGGAACUUAAAAGGAUAUUAUAAGGUUUAAAUAACAAAACAGAAGUUGUUUAUAUAGAUAUGUCAUAAUGUUUGUAGCGCUUUACAGUAACUGAAUAGAAAGACUUAGUAAGAGGAUUAGAAAUUAAGAAGAUUGAUGCUUUCAUAAAAAUUUGA
Molecule: messenger RNA, 3444 nt
Organism: Paramecium primaurelia
Lineage: Eukaryota; Ciliophora; Oligohymenophorea; Peniculida; Parameciidae
Source: the annotation of a GenBank genome assembly